Penicillium maclennaniae is the source of this 1410-nucleotide messenger RNA. RefSeq lists its product as uncharacterized. Lineage: Eukaryota; Fungi; Ascomycota; Eurotiomycetes; Eurotiales; Aspergillaceae. Gene Ontology annotation, molecular function: transmembrane transporter activity. Gene Ontology annotation, biological process: transmembrane transport. The transcript has 4 exons. The coding region runs from base 1 to 1410 and encodes 469 amino acids. The record is from RefSeq and is a predicted model, not a curated record.
AUGAAGGCCUCAAGCGCGGAAAUCUCCCACUUGGACAACCUGGACUCCAGCCUUCCGAUUGAACUUCACCCAGACAAUGCCAUCUCAAGAUCCUCGAACUUGGUCACCGGGAAGAAGAAUGCCCAGAUUCUGAUGGUCGCGUUUCAUUCUAUGAUGUGCACUUUCAUGGCCGCAGGAAUAAUCCCCGCUUACGGCACACUGGCCAAAGCUUACAACAUCACAGUUCCAGAAGCUAGUUACUUGACAUCUUUCCAGAUUCUGCUCCUUGGUCUAUCCCCUUUGAUCUGGAAUCCCAUCACUGCAGUUUACGGACGAUAUAAUGUCAGCUUAUUCUCUGUUCUGGGUAGUAUGGUGUGCAAUAUCGGCGGUGCACUUUGUACGUCAUAUGGCGCGCAAAUGACUACACGUGUUCUCACGGCUUUCUUGAUAUCGCCCCCAAUUGGAAUGGGCAGUGGAGUGAUUACGGAUUUAUGCGACUCUGAACAAAUUGCCCAGAAGUUGGGGUGGUGGACCCUCAUGACCACGAUUGGAACGCCGAUAGGCCCUUUUAUCAUGGGCUUUGUGACACAGCAUAUUGGUGUUCAGUGGAUUUUCUGGAUCUUCGCCAUCAUCAAUUUCUGUCAGUUCCUAUUUUAUCUAGUGUUCGGGGAUGAAACUAUCUACAAUGCUGCCAACGAGCGGCAGAACAACGGGUUUUUUGCAAAGAUGAUUCCCCGCCAGAUCAGCUCACGCUCGCUACAUCUCUACGAUUUUGUGGCUCCACUCUCCUUGGCCCAAUAUCCUCGCGUCUUGAUAGCAGCGUGUGCCCAUGCUAUUACGUUCUGCUAUGGGAACAUUGCUCUGAUUGUGGAGAUGCCUAUUGCCUUCGGAGAGAAAUUCGAUUUCAAUGCUCAGCAGAUUGGAUUGCAAUUCAUUGCCAUCAUGAUUGGUUGUGUCUUGGGCGAACAAGCGAGCGGCCCAAUGUCAGAUUGGUUUAUGCAACGUUUACGCAAGACCAGGAAGCAUUCUUGCCCAGCCGAUCGCUUGUGGCUCUCUUAUAUUGCAUUUUCUACUGUGAUCUCCGGCUUAUUGACUUGGGGAUUCCAGCUGCAGCAUGCUACAUCUUGGAAUGUCACCCCUUGCGUCGGGGCUGCUAUUGCUAGUUUUGGCAACCAGAUGCAGACCACAAUUUUUACCACAUUUGCUGUUGAAAGCAAACAGGAAAGAUCUGCCCAGGUUGGCGUUUUCGUGAAUAUCUGUCGACAAUUGUUUGGAUUUCUUGGACCAUUUUAUUUCCCACAAAUGUUUGCUGCAUUGGGGCUGGGUGGGGCUGCCGGGGUAAUGGUCGCCAUUAUCGGUGGAUGCGCUUUGGUUCCGAUCAUUGCCAUUCAAAUUACCGCCACUAAACUGGACAAAGUCGGCACGGAGUGA